Messenger RNA from Oenanthe melanoleuca, 2091 nucleotides. RefSeq names its product maestro heat-like repeat-containing protein family member 6. The transcript is spliced from 13 exons. Gene Ontology annotation, cellular component: cytoplasm. Lineage: Eukaryota; Metazoa; Chordata; Aves; Passeriformes; Muscicapidae. The record is from RefSeq and is a predicted model, not a curated record. Bases 438 to 2003 code for a protein of 521 amino acids.
CAACACAUCUUGAUACAGCUGCUGGUGGCCACAGUGUCCAGAGGAGGCAAUGGGAUAGGGUGGUGCUACAGGCAGGCCCUGUGCAGCCACCCUGUUCCUUAUUGUCCCCAGACUUUAACCAUUUUUUUGCCAUGUGCCCUUAGGGACAGAUCUCUGUGGGACAAAAGACCUUCCAGCACGGCCUGGAGAAGAAGGAGGAUGCAAACCCUGGCAUCACACUUACCACAUGGCCAACACUGACAUCACAGCCACUCAGAGCAUGGCAAACACAAAGGAUUCUGCCCCCAACAUGGAUUUUUUUGGGGAGAGAGUUGUUUCCCACCCAAAUGAAGUGCCGGACCUUGUGAGGCACAUGCACCAGAAACUUGUAUCCAAUGCACCUCCAAAUGACAGGAUGUUAAUGGACAUCGUGAGGCUGGCUGAGGCACACCCUGCUGAUGUCGCAGGUCACCCUCCUGCGCUGUGCCCCAUCAUGUGACAGAGCUGCUAGAAUCAUGUGGAGGACAAUAGCCUCAUCAGGAAUGGCACUGGAGAAAGUGCUGCCAACACUGCUCUGUGUGCUGGAGGACUGGCCCCUGCACAGCACAUGCACCUCCGAUGGGGACACAACGAGAGUCUUUGCCCUGGCUGCAACCAGGGUGGUUUGGGAGAUUCUCUGCCUGCCCUGGUGCCCAGCACCAUUUAUGGAAUAUUCCCCCCGCCUCCUGGUGGCUCUGCUCUUCCAAGUUUUUGUCAGCACAUUAGAUAUGCCAGAGGAGGUUAAUACCUUCUGGAAGGGAUACCAGGAGCAACUCAGCCUUCCCAUCAGCAUCAACAGGUUUGCAGUGCAGACCGUGAGGGCACUGCUCCGCCAUUUGCGGUGUCUGGAUUUACUGGUGGCAGUGGAACGCAAGUGUGGCUGGGAGACACUGCUCUGUGCUACCACCCACCACUAUGCCAUGGGUCUGCUGGCCAGGGAGAUGCACCGUACCUCGAGCCCCUUGUGUUCCUGCAUUGCACUCCGCCUGCUGGGGCUGCUCAGCACACGGGAGCCGCGCUGGGACCUGCCUGCCCUGGCAUUCCUUGUGGAGGUCCUCGAGUGCCAUGACAUGAAGGAAUGGAGUGACAGUGCCCUGGAGAUAAUUUCAAGGCGCCUGCAGAGCAAAUCCAAGGAAAAACGUCGCCUGGCACUCAGAGGCCUUGUGGUUCUCAGCAAGGAUCCCUCGCUGGCCGAAGGCAUCCGGAGUCUGACACAGAGCCUCAUGGGCCUACUGCAGGAUGCAGAUGGAGAAGUGGUUGCAUUGAUCCUCUCUGUAUUCUUGAAUGAGCUCGAGGACAGAGCCACUCUAAUAUCCAGUCCCACUGCCCUGCAGCUGGCUGAGGUGCUUCAGCAACUCUUUGACCAUGACAACAGUCAUGUGCCUCUGCUCUCCAUUCGCCUCUUCCGAGCAGUGAUGGAGCUGGUAAUGGACAAGGGAAAAAAACCCCUGAAGAAACAUGUGAGCCAGAGCCUUCUCCCACUCUUCUUCCACUACCAUGACCAGAACUGGCACGUGGCAGAGGCCUCUUGGGAAACGUUGCUUUGUGCGGCCAAAUUCCUGAAGAGAAGGCGCCUGAAGCAGCUGGUGAAGAAGGAACAGCUCUGGAUGUUCGCCGAGUGCCUGCUGGCAGAGGACAGGAGCCGAGCGGCCGAGCACCUGCGCCAGGCCCUGCGGUACCUGCGGAGCCCACAGGAGCCCCUGCGAGAGGCGGCCGUCAGGUUCAUGGGAAUCGCAGGGCGGUACUUGCAGAGGCAGCAAGAAGAGACCCGGCUCAUCUACAUGGCCCUUCAGGACCUGACUGAUGACAUCAGCCCUGCCGUCUCGAGCUUGGCACUUCAGACCCUGCAACUCUUAAGAGCUGCGCAGAGAGCUCCAUAUUCUUCAGGUUUCAGAAGGUGCAAGACUACUUCUAGAAGGGUGGGGGGUAGGGGCAGCCCAAAGGCUGCCUUGUGGGGCAGUUUGUGGACGUCUAUGAACAACUAAUCCCAGGAGCUCCGUCUGCUGAGGCCACUUGAGCCUGCAGGGAAGACCUCAUCUCAGCAUGGAAAUAUGAAAUCACUGUUGUCAUGCA